This is a messenger RNA of Periophthalmus magnuspinnatus, 6710 nucleotides long. Its product is annotated as chromatin remodeling regulator CECR2. Gene Ontology annotation, biological process: chromatin remodeling. Gene Ontology annotation, molecular function: protein binding. Gene Ontology annotation, cellular component: CERF complex. The record is from RefSeq and is a predicted model, not a curated record. Lineage: Eukaryota; Metazoa; Chordata; Actinopteri; Gobiiformes; Gobiidae.
GAUUGUAGCGCUGUACGGGUCGCAAUGGCAACCGCUCACAGAGGACGGAAGAAGCAAGUUUUAUCGCGCUGUUAAAACAUGUUUAAUACCACGAACGCGAAAGAGGACGACAGGGAAACUACUUACUAAUGUGAAAGAUACACGCCGCGGCAUUUGUUCUGUCCUAAAAUGUCACAGGGAUGUACAAUUUCUGUGGAAGAGAUCCAGUCUUGGUGGGAAGUCCCCGCCAUAGCCCACUUCUGCUCGCUGUUCAGGACAGCCUUCAACCUCCCGGACUUUGAAAUCGAGGAGCUGGAGAAGGCCCUCUCAGAGCAGGAUGUGGACUUCCUUGGAGAUCUCAUUGCUUGUUUGCUGCAGGGAUGCUACCAGCGGCGAGAUAUCACGUCUCAUGGAUAUAGCAGUUACCUGAAUGACAUCAUCAGCUACAGAUGGGAACUAGAAGAAGGGAAGCCCAACCCCCUCCGCGACAGUUCUUUUGAGGACCUGCCUGUCCGCACUCAGGUGGAGCUGUUGCACCGCCUCUGUGACUAUCGCAUGGACGCUGCCGAUGUUUUUGAUCUGCUCAAGGGCCUGGAUGCUGACAGUCUGAGGGUUGAACCACUGGGGCAAGAUGGAGAUGGAGCCCUCUACUGGUAUUUUUAUGGCACCCGCAUGUACAAAGAAGAGCCUCUCAGAAGAAAGUGUGAAAAGGGCAGUGAGAGCCCUGCUUCAACGUCGUCUGCCUCCACAUCGUAUGCCUCUACAUCAUCAGAGAAAAAGCGGAGAGGAAGACCAAAGAAGAGGCACUUUGAAGACUUUCAGCAAAGUGAUACAGAAAGUGAAGGGAAACUUGAUAUCGAUAUACUGGAUUCCUCCCCUGUGAGAUUUGAAUAUAAAACUGAGCGUAGACGUGGGGCCUGGUCUCUUGUGUGCGACACUGAGGAGCAGUGGGUCAGUCUGGCAGACAGCUUUAAGGACAAGAGCUCCUCAAGAGAUCGCCACCUCCACCACGUCAUCACCCACAACUUCCUCCCUGAGAUCAGCAACAUGAUUGAGCACAAGGAGCGGGAACAGAAGCAGAAGCUUCUCAACCCAAACCCAGUUAGAACGUCAGAAAAGUUCUCUCAAAAACACGUGAAGCAGGAAGAGGAGGAUAAAUUGUCAGAAGAUGAGAACAAAGAUGAAGAUCUUGAUAGACAAGUUCUACUGGCAGAACAGAGGCGAGAGGAAGAGAGACUUCUUCAAGAGGAACUACAGCGAGAAAAGAUGGAGAAGAUCAAAGCUGCGGAGGAACGGGCAAAGAGAAGGAAGAUGCGUGAAGAGAGGGCCUGGUUGCUCUCUGAGGGAAAAGACUUGCCACCAGAACUCCUAAACUUAGAGCCUUCUUCCCGGUCCAAAGGAAACGCAGGAGCAAAGAACUCUAGUGAUAUUGAUGAUGACUACACUGCUUUAUACAAAGUUCUGGAGGCACUCAAAGCCCAUAAAGAUGCUUGGCCAUUUUUGGAACCUGUGGAUGAAUCGUAUGCCCCCAAUUACCAUGAAAUUAUUGAGACUCCUAUGGAUCUGUCUACUAUUGAGAAGAAACUCGGUGAUAGCAAGUAUGUUGGGAAAGAAGAGUUCGUAGCAGAUGUGAAGCUCAUGUUUGAAAAUUGCCUUGAAUACAAUGGCGAAGACAGUGAAUACACCAUCAUGGCAGAAUCCCUCGAGCGAUGCUUUAACCGGGCUAUUUUGAAACACUUUCCUUCCGAAGAUGGAGACACAGAUGAAGAAUUUCAAAUUCACAAAGAUGAAAAAGAGCGGAAAGACAAAAAACGCAGUCGUGGAAAUAAAACUGCAGGUCCGGAAAGUCUGAUUAAGGCUACAGAGCAGGCACAACGAAACGCAAACACACCUGUGGAAGAAAAUGAUAAUAAAUUAACUCGACCACCUUGGACCAAUACACCUCCCUUUAGCCAUCUUCCAAAUCAGCAGCAGGUUCAUCCCAGGGACAUCAGGGGCAUGUAUCACCCUGGGCAACAGCUUCAGAGGCCUCAUGGUCCCCACAUGUUUGGCCAAAGAAUGCCUAUGAAUGCUCACUUCAAUUAUCCAAAUCAGAUGCUAAGGAAUGGAGACCCCAACGCACUACGUCACAGCUUUAACAUGCAGCAUCAUAUGUUGGCGGGACAUCACAUGGGUGCCAGGUAUCCAAUGGGCCCUAAUCCUACACCUGUACAACCAGGACCGCACCAUCCUUACAUGGGCCCCACACAUGGCCCUUCACUCGGGCCCCGUCCUGUGGCCCUUCAGCCAGGGCCUCCCCCAGAAGCCAGCAUCUAUCCCUCCCACAACCAGCUUGAGGGCCACACCAUGCCCCAUCUGCCCAACAGGUUCCCUAGGCCAGAGGGCCCACCACAGCACAACCAUCCUGGGAUGAGGCCUCCUGCUAUUGGACCACCACAUUUGUGGGAUAGCUUGACUCACCGUGGACAGGAAACCCCUGGUGGGAUGUAUAUGCAGGACCCCAGUGCAAGGAACCAGCGCAACUUCAGCUAUGGUGGAAUGCCUCCUCCAGUGGGGCACAAACCAUGGCCCGAAGCUGCUGGAUACCCCCACCCUCCCCCCAAUGCCCAGUAUCAAAUGUCUGCUUCAGGCAACGGCCCGGGGCCCAUGUCCUCACAUCCCCCUGGGCCCAAUCCAGAGUUGUCAGGCAGGACCGCUUUGGCCUCGAUGCUGGAAAGCCCAGAAAUGCUGGCCUUACAGCAGCUGUCAGCGUCCUCUGGACCCCCCUCUGCUGCCCCACGUCCACACAUGGGCAUCUAUGAACAGUCUGGCCCCCCUUCAGAAGUUGGCUGUGGCCCAGCUCAGCCCUCUCAGAGCCUCCCCCCUGGACACCAGCUUCAGCUGCCACAUCCUGCCUCACACAAUGGGCCAGACAGACAGCCAUCUCAGCAGACAGACACACCGCCCACAGGCUCAGGGCCAGAGACAAAAAUGCCCUCCAAUAGUUGUGUGGACAGUGCUUGGGCACACAAGGUCACUGUCCUUAAGGACCAGGAAACAUUGUCUGUCACAAAUGUUCAUCCAAAUGGCCCCUUGGAUGACCUACACAGUCCUCAGGGAGGAUGUGAGAAUGUGAAUGGAGUAGGUUUGUUAGGCAGACCUAAACCAGCACAAGGGGCCAUCAUAAUGAAUUCAGCAAACUUAAACUCAAGCAAUGGCAGCUCCCGGAAUCCACAUGCCAGGCUUCCUCAACAUGUUUUAGUCCACACUUCUCCACAGAAAAUCUCAAGUCCAGCGCUUUUGCCAGAGACUGAUUCUUCAUCACCAAACCCUGCACAUCAAACACAAGAGAGACACUUUGAUAUUACAAAUAAACAACAAGAACAGCAGCAACCUUUUGUAAAACAGCAGUUACAGGGAACAUCUCCUCAGAACAUACAGAGUCCACACACUGAUCCAUUUCCACACAGCACCUCCAGAAGGCCAAAGGCACAAGGCAGCCCCAGUGAUACACUAGGGCAGCCUUCCUCUUUCUCUGGUCUGCCUUCAGGACCCCCAGUACCACUGACCCAGCUUAGCCCCACAGGCCAAGAAGCUCCCAGCCUCUCUGAGCCCAACAGUAGAUCCAACACAGAGCCAGAUAUGAAGUCUGCUCCUAUUAAUGGUGUUCACAAGAACCAGGCCUUCAGCCCAAGCAGCCAUCAACAGCAGCCCAUGGGAACCAACUCUGCUUCAAGGGCUCUCACAAUGAGCCUUAAUCCCCCCAUACCCUGCCAUCCUCAAGGACACAUGAAUGAGGCUAUGGGUUCAUACAGCAUGAGCAAUCCCUCAUUUAACCCAGCAAAUAGACAUCUUCACCCAUACCACAGUCAGCCUUACAAUCCCCACCACUGUGCAGCUCCACGUGCCAACUAUCAGGGAAGCCCGUACCCCUAUCAUGCAUCUCCUGGGCAGCCACCCCCCCCAUGCCAACAUGUACGCUGCUCCACAGUACCCCUACCCUCAUGCACAGAGCCAGGGCCAUGGUCAGGCCAAUGGCAGAGGUGGCUUUCCUCCAGAGACUGGCAUCGCUCACAAUAUCAGCCUCACCAGCCUAUGCCCUCCAAUGCUUACCUCCCUGCAGCCGGUGCCAAAGGUACCAGUCAGGCCAGGGAAAGUAGCAUGUCCCCAAUGGGCUCAGAAGGCUCCAAUGGAGCUACCCUUAUUUCCCCUUGUCCUGUCGGCGAUGGGUUAGAGGAGCAGAGCAGAGUGAAUGGUAGUAGAGGCAGUCCUGCAGAGCAGGGAAUCUCAGAGGACAAAGGUGAGCAGCCUGAAAGCCCAAAAGAAAUCCUGGAUCUGGACAGUCACAAUGCAGCUUCACAGCAUGCCCCUCCUCUCCCUCGACAUCACCCCUCUGCAGCUUCCAUGGGGCCUGGCUUCAUGUACAGCCCCCGAUCCAUGCAUCCAGCACCACAGCACAUGAUGUCACAGACUCAAUGCAUGGGGAACAGGGCUCCUUAUCCCGGCCAGCCGUACCCUGAUCCAGGACACUACGCCCACAGACCUCACCCACACCUGAUGGAGGCACUGCAGCGACCACAGCAGCUACCACAGCAGCUGCCCUUCUCCCCUGCACAUAGCCGCAUGAAUGUGUACACAGCACCACAGCCCGGGCCACACUACCAGGGUAUGAUGGUCCAGAGAGGCCUGCCACCCGACCACUUUGUGCAUGCCAGCCAACAGAUGACCUUACCUGAUGGCUCUGGCAAUAAACAAUCUUAAAAAUCUAUUGAACUCUGCAAAUACUGUGGAGAGGGAAUUGGGCAUCUUCAGCACCAACACAUGUAUUUGUGACACUGGAUGUUGCCCCUAUGGAAACAAUAUGAAAAUGCUUAUGAGCCAUGACUUUAUUUGUGGGAUACACUGAAAGGGACUUUCUGCCAUUUACUGCCCCAUGUCCUGUAGCAGACAGGGAUGCAAAGGAUCCAGGAAUACUGUUCUUUGUAACCACUAGGCCAUUGUGCCUUAAGCAACACUGGACAUGUCUGAUACAGUGGAAUAUUUUGCCACUCUGUAGAAUUUGAGAGCUUUUGAGUACUUUAAUGAAGACAAACUGUUUUAUUACUGCAUUAGUCCACACUUUAUAAUUAACUCAGGUUUAACAAGAGGUACUAUUUGACAAAUCUAGCCAGCUUGAAGGCCCCCCUUACAAAUGCCUUGUUUUACUUUGUGAAUGUACGUGUGAAUGUUAAGUAGAAGUGCAGCAGGGUAGAACAUAAAACAUGUGAAAGGUUACAUCCUGAAAAGACUUUUAUUCUGUGCAUCAAAUUCUGCCCUCCAAGUGAAGAAUGUCUGACACACACUGUAUUCACCAGACCCCGCUCUAUAAUGCACUAUUAGGUGUAGAAACGUGGCCUUGGAUAGUCCUUUACAAACACCACAUUUUAUAUUAUUUUACUUAUGAGCACAACCUUCUCCAUUCUGUUUUUAUUUUUGCAUAAGAUGGGAGGUUUUACAGAGGAAAUGAAUUCAAGAAUAUGUGAUUUGUUUUUCCUCAGUCCCAAACUCUGUAAUGACUUUUACUGUUGAGUGUACUUCUUCAAAAAGGGUUCAACAAUCUUCAGAUAGUAAUGAGCUCUGUUUGCUGGUGUAUGCCCAUAGUAUGAACAUGGUAAUGGAUUUCAUGUAUGUGUUUUGUUCAUAGACUUCAAAUGGUAGUGCUUCCUUUUUUAACACUGAAUUUUUUCUCAGGGUGCGCAAUUGCUGUAUACGGGUACAUUUCUUAAUUGUUCACAGGAAUUUGACUACGCCUCUCCUAUUGACUAACCUUUUUUAACAGAAUCCAAUCAACCUCUCUGUUAGGGUUAUUAAAACUUAUCUGAUGUUAUAUUUCACAUUCCUUCUUUUUUCAACUUCAAAUUGGUCUUAGUUUAGUACCAGUGCUAUCUUUCUGUAGUCUGUAUUUAGGCCAAGUUUUGCCUUUUUCUCCAUCUCUGUUUAGUUCUGUAAUGCUAAACAUAUCUACCUCAUUGAGCCAGUGAGUAGCCACUUCCUCUACUGCCAGACACAUGUAAGUUAUCUUUGUGACUUAAAUGUGAUUGCAGUAGGCUUAUCUUAAAUUAUUUAGCUAUGUAGUUUUGACGGGCCAGUGUCACUGUAAAGUAACUUAUAAUUGCUUGUAUAUUACAAAAUUAUUAAUGAAAGACCACAAAAACAGGUUUUUAGAAAUCGCAAAAUACUUAACACAAGUAUCUGGCCACACAGGACUUUGGUUGUGUUAUUAAAAUGUGUUUCUAAGCAUUGACUGGAAUUGUAACAGUGUGUGCAGACAAGGCAUUGAAGGAUGCACUGAAGACCUUUUUCAUUCAGAUGAUUGUUUCUAUAAUUAGUGGGCCUGAUCAGGUCACAUUACUAGAUUUAAUUUGUACCAAUACAAAACCAGAGUUGAGGUGGUGGCACAGCCUGUAGUGUACAGAUGGGUGUAUGUGAGUGUCCUGUGUGGAAUCAGUAUCACAUGACUUAGUCCAUUCAGCUCUGUUUUUCUGCUGUCUUCUUUCUGCACAAUGGGGAAUGUGAUAAAAUGUGAAUCAUAUUUAUUUGCUCUUUAAGUUCAUUUGUUUUACUUGUACAUUUUCCCCUUGUUUUAAUAUGUGUGCUGUUGUUUUAAACUGUUCUAUACCUCUAUUGCUUUGACAAAAAGACCAGUAUGCUUCAUUUUAAGUGGCGUUUCAUAUCUGACUGAUGUAUAAUUUGUUUUCAAAUGGAUCAAAAUA